Leptomonas pyrrhocoris is the source of this 5700-nucleotide messenger RNA. RefSeq lists its product as hypothetical. The record is from RefSeq and is a predicted model, not a curated record. The transcript has a single exon. NCBI's taxonomy places the organism in Eukaryota, Euglenozoa, Kinetoplastea, Trypanosomatida, Trypanosomatidae. Bases 467 to 5464 code for a protein of 1665 amino acids.
AGUAUUGCGUGCCUCUUUUCCCCACACAAACUGGAGAAGCGUCGACGAGCCGGCGUUUCAUUGGGGCUCCUUCUUCGGCGGCUCUGGCGGAGGGUUGCUCCACGCUGUCAAUUUAGUGUUUGCGUUCUGGCAUUUGUGCCUUCUCAGCAUUGGCGUAGUGAGGGCGGCCUUUUUCCUUUGUACACACGUUACGUAACAGCUGCCCUGUCUGUUUUGAUUCCUGUUUCACACACACACACACACACACAUAGGCGCACAAAACAAAAGGUUGUCCGCUUUUGCUACCUUUGCCCACUUUUUUCUCUCCUUUAGGGAGGUGACAUGGAUAAUUGUGUUUGCGUCGAAGAGCGAGUGAUCUUUUUCCCAAUCACACUAAUUUUUCUAUGUUUGUUUCAUGAAUAAUCUCCGCCGCUGCACACACGAGAAGUAAUCUGGUUUAAUAUAUAUAUUCUCCUUUCUGCUUUUCAUGCGUCACUUGAGUCUGCGCAGACUCCCUCCUUUUUCUCAUGACCCGUCUUUGACUUCUUCCUUCCACGAUGUGCGACGACUGAGCGCGACAGCGGCAGUCGUUGGAGGUAGCCGGGCGACAUCGAGCUCGCCCUCGUCUUCCGUUGCGCUUCCAAAGAAUCCGCUGUUUUCUCCGCGCCUCUCGCGCCGCCAGAUGCGCCAGCGCGAACAGAAGUGGGGUGCACUGUGGCGCUACCAACCCGACAGCUAUCCGCUCGCAAACCGUCGACCGACGCCGUUGUUGAUGGCUUCAUCCGCAGCGGGGAAAGUCACUUGCGCUGACGUUGCUGCGGAAAGGUUCCGCACGUUUCGUCAGCAAGCGGAGUUUGUCGGCCUGGUAGGGCCGUCGCGGGCUUCUGCCGCUGACCCAAUAGUGGAGAAUCGGGUUGAUGUUGGCGCGUCUGAGGACGCUUGCACGGAAUUCCAGUCGUUCACAACAGCCGACUCGGUGAGAGGCACGAGCAGCAACGCUACUUCUAGCAGUACGACAAACGUAAAACCUUCCUCUAGUCAGGACAAAGACCCGCUGCUGGCUUUUCUCGAAACGCACGAAGACGACGCCGCCGAUCUCCUGGCUAUGUGGACCUCGCUGCAUCGCAGCUGCGUCUACGCCUCCGAGUUGUCGGAGUCCGUCGUACUGCAGGUGCGCUACUUCUUUCACUCUCUCCUGCACAACCGCGCCGUCGCCGCAGCGGUGGAGUUCUACUAUCGACUGAUGGGCCUCGGUGUGCAGUUGCAACAGAGUGAUCUGCUACUGCUCAUUUCCAGCCUGCCGUACGAACAUGCGGCGACAACAGAGGCGGAGCAGCUGCAGAGGGCGAAGGAGGGCGCCGCGUUGGAGAAAGACCGGUUGCUGUGGGCGAAGCGACGGCAGGAGUUUAAAGAAGCUGCGCAGCGCACCACACCGCCGAAAACUGUGAGGGAGAAAACGAAGGAGGCCUUGUCCGCGAAGUCCGGUGGCUCAACGUCUGCCGGUAAGGUGGAACUCGGCACGAAUGCGAAAGCAAUCACCGUAGAGGGAAAAGUUGCUUCUAGCUCACACGGUGUUGAGGCGCAGGAGGCAAACCUGCCGAACGCGAUUGCACAUCGCGUUGCUUUUCAUCAACAACCAGAGUGGAUUAAGCGGUGGAUCCUGUAUGAGGCUUCUAUGGGUACAUUGGACGGUCUGGACGCGCAGGAGGGACUACCGAUUCCCUCAACUGCAGCCGGGAACGAAAGAGCCAGCCGCAUUUCAGCAGACGCCUUGGAAAUGGAUGACGGUGCCUGGCCUGUGGACACAUCGUCCAACCGCGAAGCCGCCGUGCAGUCCGCAAGGGCGAAGCACGUGAUGGAAGUUGCCGCGAUUGUCGACCACCUGCGCCUGCUCACCUUGGGAGCCAUGCAGCGCGAUUCCACGACGUCACCAGUACGACCGCGACUUUCUCUGACAAUGAAACGACGCGCAGCGCUCUCUUUGCCCGACAGCACUUCAAGCGCGGUGGAGCGGAUGUAUUGGCGUGAGGCUCUGUGCGUGGUGCGAAAAGCAUUUGUGACCCCGCUGUGGACUCCGUUGACGUCCCUGCCCUCUUCCUCUCCCCACUUCUCGAACCCGCUUGUGCUUUCGGGGGAUGUUGCUGUCUCCCUUCAGCGCAUGAUGCGUGAGGCCCACACCUGGGAAGGCGCUCUGGCCCUUCUGCGCCUGAAGGUGCCGUCCUCCGCAAAAGACAGCCAACCCUCGCGAGACGUCACGAUGAGUAGGGAGGAGUUUGUUGCCGGCGCGACGCUCUUCACCGCCCUCGCCGCGACCGCGCAGCCGUGGAGGACGCAGGCGCCGGUAGAGGAGUGGAUGCAUCACCACCUGCUGCCCCGACUGGCGCAGCGACCCACCGACGGUGCCGCCGACACCGCCGCUGCCGUGUCGGCCAUCCACGCACUGUGGCUGAGUCACCUCUGCGGUGUGAAGGCGGCGCGGCCGGAGCAGUACAUUACGAUGUCGGAGGUGGUGGCACGCUACCUGCCCGCACCCUGUCCAAACGUAGCGGCAGCGUCAUCCCCUGCGGUGACAACGGCGACGCAGCUCCUCAACGCAGAACUCUCCGUCAUGGUAGCAGAAGUGCAGGCGAAAGCCGACCAGGCGAUUGCUGCGUUUCGCCACGCCGUGCACAAAACGAUGCUGGCGCGACGUGCGGCGCAGGCAUUGGCGAAGUCCAUUCAGAGUGGGGCCUACCGGCUGAACGCCGGGGAGGAGGGUGACGAAGCGCAGCAGGCACGUUUCGACAGAGACAGCACGGCCACAUCAACGCUCACACCGUCAACAACUUCUCCUUUUUCGUUGUCACCUUCACUGCUGUCGGAUGCGCAGGUUGACGCCUUCGUGUUGUGCUGUGCGGCGCUGAAGGAGACGGUGUGGCUGCGCUUCAGCACCGCUGCGGUGCACGAUCGUGCGUCUGUCACGGCUGACGUGUCGCAGUUUCUGGAGCGCAGUUUCUACGGAGCUAAGGGGCUGCACGCGGUGUACCGCGAACUCUACGGCGGAUAUGGAAAUGGUAACAGUACAGUGGCGUCUUCUGCGGUAACGGCUGCUACUGCCGUGGCGGCACCAGAGCGACCUUUUGUUUCCACGGUGCUGGCUGUGACGCUUCUGGACGUGGUGCAGCUGCUUUGCACCUCGGCAUCUCAGCGCGGGCGCUUCGGCAGUCAGCUGGCAAAUCGUGACAUGUUGCAUCUUCUCGUGGAGUUCGCUCGGCGAGCCAUGGAUGGCGUGCAAUCGACGCACAUCAUGGCAGCGCCGUGGCAAUGGGCGGCGGAGGCGCGUGUCACCGAAUUGGUCACGGCAACCGCGCGAACACUGCACGUUGUGGUGCGUGCGUUGGACGUUCAGCCCCGGAACGAAAAGGUCAUUUUUGGCGCGAUGCCAGAACGCGAUCUGCAGCUACUGGCCGAGUUGGCUCGACUGACCAUCAAAACGGCGGACUUGGCCACAACGCAGGAAAAUCGAAGAGGGCACAGCAAUCGUAACGUGUGCAGCCCGGUGUGGAGGGUGCUGACAUCCACUGCGUCGCCGCGCGUUCUGCAGGGGGUUCAACUUUGCUUCCACAAGUCCAGCUCACUCGGAAGGCGCGUGCGGCAUCAUCUGACAAGUCACGAAGCGACUCGGCUGGAUGCGCUGCUCGGUGCGUCUCGCCGUUUUCGCAGAGUGGUGCUCCGUCGAAGCAGCACGACGAGUGCACCUCCGCAGCGAGUACGCAGCUUGGAUGCUGGCCUAGUGCCGCGUGCCCGAGUGACGGACAGUGACUUUGUGCUCGCCCUGACGAUGCGUGACGCGGUCUACCACGCAGUGCAGCGGAAGGCGACAACCGACGGCGUUCGUGCGUCACUUCAGGAACUCGCCGAGGCCUCCACCAGCUGGAAGGCCAGCCUGCAAUUGUGCCAGUUGGUAACGACAGACGUGGCCCUCGCCAGAGGGACGUGUGACGUGAAGUUCUUCGCGACGGUGCUCGCGAAAAUGACCAGCGAUAUGGCGGAAAGCAAAUCGGCGGUCUUAGCUGCCGGGAUGCGGGGCGGUGGCGGGUCGUCCGUGCUGCGUCGAAACUGGCGCCGAGGAAAUGCCACUGCAAGAGCAGCGGCUGCCGCUGUCAGCGUGGGGCCUCCGUCGUUGUGGUUGAGCGCGAUCGACGUGUUCUGGAGCGCUGUCGAUCACACUGCCGGCACAUCGGCCGCGCCAUCGGAGCAUCUUCGCAGUGAUCUUGCCUCUCCCGAGAACAACAAUCACGGGAAGAAGCUCACAGGUGCAGAGUCCCAAGAGCGUGCGGUCCUGGCGCAGCUGCUGUUGCCGUUAAUUGACUUCAGUCGCACGGUGAACCGCAGCGAUCUUGGACGGCAGUGGCGGCGCACGUGGGGGGCGAAGUAUUCUCUAGCGGAGAAGCGGUCUGCGCUGUUUCGACGCCAGAACAUUCUGGCGCUCUCUGCGCUGGGCGACAGCACCGCGCUGGAGCGCUGUGUCACUGCCUACAAUGAGCUCGAUCGCGACGACGCGCUGCUCUGCCAGGUGGCGGCGCAGCACAGUGAUUGGCAGCAGGCGCUGGAGGCCCUUUUUAAGGUGUACGGCACGAUAGACGAACACGAGCAAACGCAGCUGCAUUAUCCGUUAGUGGUCGCCCACGCCGCCCUCGUUCUCUUGAGCCGUUCGCCGCAGAAUCUGAGCAACACGGCGAUGCGCCUUGAAACGCUGCAAGGGCAUGAGUGGGAUGCCGCGUGCAGUGCGCAGGUGGUUCGACUGCUGCUGCGGGCCCGGCGUUGGUCACUGGCUCUCCAGCACGUGAACACAGCCCUGACGCAGCAACCAGCUCUGCAACGUGUACAUGCGUUGAUGACCUCGUCGACAGCUGCCGCUUACCACACCACCGUCGAUGCUGCGGAUGGGAACCCCUGUUUUCCGUCUGUGGUGCUGACGCCGCAGGAGAUGGUGCCUUAUGUGUCGAUGUUGGUGAUGGCGCUCCAGGCCACCGCAAUCGGCGGCGACAGCGCGACGGCGCCGCUCUACUACGAUGCUCUCAAACUCGCGUUGAACAGCAUUUCGCAACCCCCGCACGACUCCUCCGUUGCGUCGCGCUCCGAUGCAGCAGAGAAAAACAGGGUGGCGCGUACGGGUGCCGGUAGUGGGCUGGACACGGUCCUUGAAAUGGCGAGCGCGGCCGCUGCCGCGACGUCCGAUGCCAGCGUUGCCUACCCCAACGCAGCGGAGAAGCGGAGCCGCGUGGAGCUGCGGGAGCUGUCGGCACGCGCACGUCUUCUGUUUUUCCGAGCCAUGACCAAAAAGAUGAUGUCGACGAAGGGCAGCUCUGCAGACCAAAUUUCCGAAGAGGGGGAGGCGAGACAGGGAGAUGACGAGAAUUCCACCGACAACGACGCUGUAGCGCAAUCCAACGAGUACUGGGAUGACAUCGACGCGGGUGCCGCUGACCGAAUCCAUCGAUAACACCCCUGCUUUUUUUUUAUUGGUCUGGAUGAAGCAGCGAAACGAUGAACACCGCAAAAUGACAGGGACGGGCGCUGGCCUUCUGCGAGAAGGACAUCCGCGUUGAGGCGAUUCGCGAAGAGGGUGGCAAACAAGUAAGAGACGUUGUUGAGUCUGGUUGGUUGGUUGGUUGGGCACGGUUACGUUGCAAAAGUGUACAAGGCCUCCCUUUUUAUUUAUUUAUUUGAACCUCACAC